AUGGCGAAGGACCAAGCGUCGCACCUGAGUUUGCGCCGCAGAUGCUAUCUGCUUCUCUUGCUGUCGUUUUUCUCCUCGUUCCUGUUCGUCUGUUGGUCUUACUUCUCCAACGGCUGCCACACCGAUGUCCAGAUUGUAGUCGAGGCAGAUAAGAGGGAGUCGAACCUUCUUGCCUUUCAAGCUGCAUGGAAUUCGCUUCAAUUACCUUCCGGGGCACCUUCAAGAUUGCUCAAGCUAGCUGUUUUCGUCAAGAAAUGGCCUGACAAGCACCAUGCUGGAGGGCUGGAGCGCCACGCCAUGACUCUGCACCGGGAUCUUGCCAGAAGGGGCCACGAGCUCCACGUGUUCACCUCUGCCUCAACUAAUGUGACCUCAAUGAAGAAUUUACAUUUCCACCUCUCAAAGCCAACGGCUGCUGGUUAUCUAGACCAAGCCACAAUUUGGAAGCAGUUUCAGGUGGAGAAUUCUACUGGAAGACCUUUUGAUGUGGUUCACACAGAGAGUGUAGGGCUGAUGCAUUUUAGAGCAAGAAACCUCAACAACAUAGCUGUUAGUUGGCAUGGCAUUGCAUAUGAAUCCAUACAUUCUGACAUCAUUCAGGAACUGCUGCGGGCUCCUCAAGACAACCAGUCGUCUAUUUUGGCAGAAAGGGUAACCAAGGUUAUCGAAGAAAUACGAUUCUUCCCACGUUACGCUCACCAUGUUGCAACUAGUGAUCAUGUGGGAGAUGUCCUGAAACGUAUCUAUAUGUUACCAGAGGAGCGCGUUCACAUUAUUUUGAACGGUGUUGAUGAGGGGAUUUUCAAGCCGGAGGCUUCUAAUCUCAAGUUGGCAUUUGGGAUUCAAGAAUCUACAUCGCUAAUUCUUGGAAUCGCGGGAAGGUUGGUGAAGGACAAGGGACAUCCCCUGAUCUUUGAAGCAUUGAAGCAAAUCUUCAACGAAAGUCUCAAGUUCAAGGAAGAUGUAGUAGUUCUGGUGGCUGGAGAUGGUCCCUGGGGUGACCGAUACAAAGAGCUUGGAUCCAACUUGCGUGUUUUAGGCCCGUUGGACCAAGCUCAACUCACAAAAUUCUACAAUGUUAUCGACAUUUUCGUAAAUCCAACACUACGUGCUCAAGGUUUGGAUCAUACCUUGUUAGAAGCCAUGCUUGUUGGGAAACCAUUGAUGGCCACGAAACUUGCCAGCAUCACAGGUUCUGUGGUCGUCAGCCAAGAAAUAGGAUACAUGUUUUCACCAACAGUAGACGCGCUGAAGAAAGCUCUGUACGAUGUGUGGAAGGAUGGAAGAGUUACUCUCCAGAAGAAAGGUCAGUUUGCCAGGGAAAGGGCCUUGAAAUUGUUUACUGCCACCAAAAUGACUGCAGCUUACGAGAGAUUAUUCUUGUGCAUUGCUGAGAACACAAAGGUUAGAAAUGGUUACUGUACUUACAGAUAUAAUUAGAAGAUCAGACUGUGACAGAAGAUCAACCUUGCUCUGGAGGUACACUAAAGACCCUCUCAUGAGUCCCGGUGAGGUAAGGGAGACAUCCGAUGGAGUUUACUCAAUUUGAUCCCAUGUCAGAGGUUAGGUCUAACAAUGUAAGUACACAUAUUUGAACUGCUAAAAGGAAUUAGAAGCACGCGUUAAUUGACAGACCUGAAUCUUGAGCAGAAGAAAGAGUCGAAGAACAUAUGAUAACACCAGGGUAUAUAUAUGAUGUCUCCAUAAGGCCAGUUUUCUGCUUCUUCUGACUUCAUCCGUUUCAUGUAAAUAAAUAGUCCUUAUUGGUGUACGAGUGAGCAUUUCUAAGUGUGUUAUCCCUUUUUCUUGAA
Messenger RNA from Salvia miltiorrhiza (redroot sage), 1811 nucleotides. RefSeq lists its product as uncharacterized. NCBI's taxonomy places the organism in Eukaryota, Viridiplantae, Streptophyta, Magnoliopsida, Lamiales, Lamiaceae. The record is from RefSeq and is a predicted model, not a curated record. Bases 1 to 1440 code for a protein of 479 amino acids. The transcript has a single exon. Gene Ontology annotation, molecular function: glycosyltransferase activity.